AUGGUUGACUUUAAUGAAUUACUUUUAAAACUUAAAGAUACUCUAAAUAGAGUUACAGGGAUUGAAAAAGAAAGUGUAGCGUACAAAAUAAGAAAAAUAGAGGAACUUCUUAAUGAUAUUGAUAAUAACUUUAAUAUUUCUACAAGUAAAUUAGUUUCUGCUAAACACCUAAAAAAUAAAAUUUUAAUACAACAAAAUCUUAUUAAAGGUUAUCAGAAGCUUAUUAGAAGUGAUCAACGGUUGUAUUUAACACUAAAAGAAAAAAUAGAUUUUUGUAAAUAUAAAAUAUUUACAUAUGAAAAAACGAUUAAAGAUGCAAGACCGAUUUACGAAUCAACAUAUGAAAAAAUAAUAGGAAGUGUAGAAUUUAAUUUUUUAAAAGUUGAGUUUGAUCCUAUUUUUGAGAUUAAAAAUUUAUUUUUUUAUGUCGAUUCGAUACUAAAAAUUAAAUACAAUCUUUUAAUAGACGGAAAGAGUGUACAAGUAAAUUUUGAACAUGCGUCAGAAUUAGAGAUUAUGCUUAUUGGUAAAACUGACACAAUUUUAGGGUACAUUUUAAUUCCAUGCGAUUUUUUUAUUGAUAAAGAAAAUUUCUUUGUUGACAUAGAUUUCGAGAAUUUUAAUUAUGUUUGCACAAAAAUAUCAUUUAAAAAAGAACUAAGAUUGAUUAGGAAAAAUGCGGGAGUAGUGUGUAUUUAUAAUAUAGGACAUGGACUUGAAGUACUUACAUCUUAUUAUCCCAAAAUUUGUGGUGUAUGUCAAAUGUUUAUGCCAAUUUUUACAAAGCAUUACAGGUGUUUUAGAUGUAAAUUUUCUUGCCAUAAAAAAUGUUCAGAUAUAAUAUUUUUUAAAUGUAAAAGAGGUCUAUUUGAACUUGAAAAGCGUUGGCAUAAUAAUUAUGGAAUUGCGCAUAUUUUACAUGAAAAAAAAUUAAGUGGAUUUAGAUAUUGUAAUCAUUGUGGGGAACGUAUAACAAAAGAUACUUUUUUAUGCUGCGAAAGAUGUGAUAAUGUUUUUCAUAUUGAUUGUAAAGAUUUGUGUUUUGAUUCUUGCCAGAUGGAUAUGAAUUUAAGAACUUUAAUGGCUAAUUUUUUUCCUAAACAAUUACAAAGAAGUUUUAAUGAUCAAAAGUAUAACAUUAGUAAUUUUGAGUUAAUAAGAACGUUAGGAAAAGGGAAUUUUGGUAAAGUAAUAUUGGCACAAAAUAUUAAAGAAGAAAAAUUAGUAGCGCUUAAGAUUCUUAGAAAGGAUAGUAUUUCAUGUGCGAGUGAAGCAAAAUAUCUUGAUGUAGAAAGAAGAAUUUUAAAAACAGCCACACAGUGUUCUCAUCCUUUUUUAAUGCAAAUGUAUUAUUGUUUUCAAGAUAACAAAAAUAUUUAUUUUGCACUUGAAUACUUGCCUGGUGGUGAUUUAUUUUACCACACGUUAAAAGUAAAUUUUACACAAAAUAACUUGAAAUUAUUCGCAUGUGAAAUAUUUUUAGGGCUUGAAUUUUUGCACAAAAAUGAAAUUGCUUACAGAGAUUUGAAGUUAAACAAUAUAUUAUUAACAUCUUUUGGGCACAUUAAAUUAUGUGACUUCGGUUUGUGCAAAGAAAACUUAUCGUCUUCUGAUUAUACCUACACUUUUUGUGGUACUUUAGAUACAAUUGCCCCUGAAAUAAUUAAAAAUGAAGGAUAUACAAAUGCAGUAGAUUUAUGGUCUUAUGGCAUUGUUUUGUACCAACUAAAUACUAAAUCACCACCAUUUACCGGGACUACAAAUCGUGAUAUUUGUUGGUCAAUUAUCUAUUCAGAACCUGAAUAUGAUGUACCAAUGCCUGAGGAUCUUAAAGAUUUAAUAAAAAAAUUAUUAGUGAAAGAUCCGAAAAAGAGAUUAAAUUUAAAAGGAGUAAAAUCACACAAAUAUUUUCAUGGAGUAAAUUGGAAUGACGUUUUUAAUUUAAAAAUAGCUACAGAUUUUAAACCUGAAAAUUAUACAUCUAAUUUUGAUGUAGAGUUUGCAUCAGAUUUACAUAUUAAAUCUGAAGGAAAUGAUGAAUAUAGAUAUGAUGAAUUUUUUGAGAAUUUUAAAUAA
Vairimorpha ceranae is the source of this 2076-nucleotide messenger RNA. RefSeq names its product serine threonine protein kinase. Gene Ontology annotation, molecular function: protein serine/threonine kinase activity; ATP binding. The transcript has a single exon. The coding region runs from base 1 to 2076 and encodes 691 amino acids. The record is from RefSeq and is a predicted model, not a curated record. Gene Ontology annotation, biological process: protein phosphorylation. NCBI's taxonomy places the organism in Eukaryota, Fungi, Microsporidia, Nosematidae.